UUUUCUAACAGUUGCCUUCUUGAUUGUCAAUGUCAUUUGUUGUGACAAUGACAAUUAAUCACGUGUAUUUUUCGUGUUGACUCCACAAAAAUAAUAAAUACCAUAAAAACAAUUACUAAAUACCUGCUAAUUAACGAUAAUGUCUAGUAAUUCAUUAGGCCAAGGUGCGAACAUGCCUACAAUUGGAACUAUAAAUCAGGGUGCCAUUCAGUACGUGAACAAUCCGUUGCAAAGCCCACAACUGCAGUCUGCGUCUCUUCAAGGGUCUCCUUCUCAGCACAGCCCGAUGGGAACUCAGGCUCAAGUUGGUUCUAAGAUCGGCCAGAGUGGAGGAGGCGAUCAAACUACUCAGUUGCUCAGUAGACCGCGUCUGCAAGAAUUAGUUCGCGAAGUGGACCCAACAGUGCAGCUCGAUGAAGAAGUUGAAGAGAUGCUGCUACAGUUGGCCGAUGACUUCAUCGACACCACACUGAAUGCAGCUUGUGCGAUGGCUAAACAUAGGCAUGCUCCGUCUGUUGAGCUGAAAGACGUACAGUUACAUUUAGAGAGACAGUGGAACAUGUGGAUACCAGGCUUCGGUAACGAUGAGCUGCGACCGUACAAGAGAGCAGCUGUCACAGAGGCACACAAACAGCGGAUGGCCCUUAUUAGAAAAACGAUCAAGAAAUAUUAAGUUCAGUAAUUCACGUCCAAUAAUCUUAUGAUUUAGGUUUUUUUAAGUGAACUCAUAAUCUUAACGACUAUUUGGUGAAGCUUUGGAACUUUUUUGUCCAUGUGAAAAAAGUAAGUAGUACAAGUUUAUUAUUUUAUGUAUUAUGUCUAAUAAUGUUUAUUAAAAUGUAGGUAUCAGGUCUAAAAAUAUUUUCUAUUUGUUCCACUGCCCUAACUUGUGAUAAUAAUAAGAUAGAAUAAGUAAAAACUUCAAUUUUUGUAAUAAGAAAAAAGAUAUUGUAAUAAACAAAUCCAAAAAAUUAAGCUAAUUACUAAUAUCUUCAGUAAUGAUUA
Molecule: messenger RNA, 1005 nt
Organism: Ostrinia furnacalis (Asian corn borer)
Lineage: Eukaryota; Metazoa; Arthropoda; Insecta; Lepidoptera; Crambidae
Gene: Taf12
Product: TATA-box binding protein associated factor 12
Exons: 3
Coding region: 140-673 (177 amino acids)
Biological process (GO): DNA-templated transcription initiation; RNA polymerase II preinitiation complex assembly
Cellular component (GO): SAGA complex; transcription factor TFIID complex
Molecular function (GO): TBP-class protein binding; protein heterodimerization activity; DNA binding
Source: RefSeq, a predicted model, not a curated record